AUCUCCCUGGCAGAAGGAUCUCAUCUGCUGUGUGGAGUGGACUGUCACCUCCUGUGCCCUGCUGCUGCUGUCCCUGCUGCUGUCAGCUCAGCGAGGAGAUGAGCUUCUUGUUUGGCAAUCGCUCUUCGAAGACCUUCAAACCAAAGAAGAGUAUUCCUGAAGGAUCCCACCAGUACGAGCUGCUGAAACAUGCAGAAGCCACUCUGGGCAGUGGAAACCUCCGAAUGGCUGUCAUGUUACCGGAUGGGGAGGACCUCAAUGAAUGGGUGGCUGUGAAUACUGUGGACUUUUUCAACCAGAUCAAUAUGUUAUAUGGAACCAUUACAGAUUUCUGCACAGAGGAGAGUUGUCCAGUAAUGUCUGCUGGGCCAAAAUAUGAAUAUCACUGGGCUGAUGGGACCAAUAUAAAGAAGCCGAUUAAGUGUUCUGCCCCUAAAUAUAUUGAUUAUCUGAUGACUUGGGUACAAGACCAGCUUGAUGAUGAAACACUUUUCCCUUCUAAAAUUGGGGUUCCUUUUCCAAAGAACUUUAUGUCUGUAGCUAAAAUCAUAUUGAAGCGACUUUUCCGGGUCUAUGCCCACAUCUAUCACCAGCACUUUGACUCAGUGAUCCAGCUGCAGGAAGAGGCACAUCUCAACACAUCUUUCAAGCACUUUAUAUUUUUUGUCCAGGAAUUUAACUUAAUUGACAGAAGAGAACAAGCUCCCCUGCAGGAACUAAUUGAAAAGCUGACCUCAAAGGACAGAUAAGAUCCCAGUGAUAUGAGCACAGUUGCCUUUCAUUCAAGCAAGCUUUGUUUUAUUGUUUCUGGCCCAUUCAUAUAACAGCCAAAACCUGUUUGAAUUUCGUUUUGCGUGUGUGCUUACAGAGGGAACGUGAUGUAUCUAUUUUCUUACCUUCUAGUGAUUGCAGUUGAUUGUAUUUUUUACAUAACCAGUUUGCAAAAGGAAGAGAAGUGUGAAUCCCCUGUAAUAAUUUGCACACCCUAUACUGCACUGAAGAGGUUGACAAGUAUAAUGUGCCUAAUUUAAAUAUGCCUCAAUUUUUACUGAACCACUAAACAUAUUGUACAUUUUAAUGCUUGAUCAUUUACUAUCUAUGUAGUGGUGCAGAGAACAAGGGAACGGAGCAUGAGCUUAGCGAACAGACCUUUGAAAGGUAGAGUGUGAUCAAAUAGGUGUAACAUUAGGCAAAUUUGGUUAUACAUUAGAAAGCCAAAUGCAUUUUAAUAGACUCUAUCUAGGUCAUAUUUUAGAAUUCAAAUUUUUUCCCUUGCAGUAUUUUUCUGAAUUACGCUCAAAGGAAAUGACAUACCCCAUAUGUCAGAACUAAUGCAGAGUUUGGAAUGUCAGUGUUCUGUAAGAACAUUAGAGUUUGAGCAGGUGUUAAUAUAGUUUGCCUUAUGGUAUUUUAGCUCAUACAGAUUAGAGAGCAGUUUUAAAUAUGAGCUGUUAAAAUAAUUUGUGAAUUGACUUUGUAGCCAUUAGGAGAUAUCCUGCGAAAGGAAUGUAAUGAAAUCUAAAGAUUGCACAUACAUAG
Nanorana parkeri is the source of this 1539-nucleotide messenger RNA. It is a transcript of the gene MOB1B, whose product is annotated as MOB kinase activator 1B. The coding region runs from base 99 to 749 and encodes 216 amino acids. Gene Ontology annotation, cellular component: cytoplasm; nucleus. Gene Ontology annotation, molecular function: protein kinase activator activity. Lineage: Eukaryota; Metazoa; Chordata; Amphibia; Anura; Dicroglossidae. The transcript has 6 exons. The record is from RefSeq and is a predicted model, not a curated record. Gene Ontology annotation, biological process: hippo signaling; positive regulation of protein phosphorylation.